This is a messenger RNA of Penicillium longicatenatum, 2427 nucleotides long. RefSeq names its product DNA-dependent ATPase RAD54. Gene Ontology annotation, cellular component: nucleus. Lineage: Eukaryota; Fungi; Ascomycota; Eurotiomycetes; Eurotiales; Aspergillaceae. Gene Ontology annotation, biological process: double-strand break repair via synthesis-dependent strand annealing; reciprocal meiotic recombination. The record is from RefSeq and is a predicted model, not a curated record. The transcript is spliced from 5 exons. Gene Ontology annotation, molecular function: DNA translocase activity; ATP-dependent chromatin remodeler activity; ATP binding. The coding region runs from base 1 to 2427 and encodes 808 amino acids.
AUGUUGGUGUAUCGUGCUAAGCCAGCCGCGCCCGGGACCGAUGGUGUCAAAACACCACUGCAGCCCAAGUCAAUAAACUCAUUGGACCGACUUUCGAAACCAUUCAAGUGCCCAGGAUCGGCGACCUACACACGAGUUUCAGAGAAGCCCUCGAGGAAGCGACGAAAAGUCAACUACGCAGAUGCCGACGGUAGCACGGAGGAUGGAGCAGAGAAGCCAUACACAAACGAUGAUCGAUUGGCGUUGGCAACUCGAGAGGUGAACAGAUUUCCCGUGUUUAAGCCCAAGGACAAGGAUGCGGCCUUUCGACAAAGGUUCUCCAUUCCUUUCAUCAACAAGAACACCGAUCAAUACAAUCCCGGUCGCGCAGCGCCGACCUUGGGCAUGCGGCAGGGCGCGACAUUCGUUGUUAAACCACUCCAUGACCCCAGCGGAGAGUUUGCGAUUGUCCUCUAUGACCCGACUGUCGACGAUAUCGAAGAGCCUACGCCCAAAGAUCCGGACGCCCCAAAGGAAGAUGACGGCCCGAAAAUAGAGGAGCCGCUGGUACAUAAAAGCUUGGCAGAUAUUCUUGGUCUGAAGAAAAAAGUGGAAGAGCGACCGAAGGUGCCGGUGGUGAUAGACCCCAGACUCGCGAAGGUUCUUCGACCACAUCAAGUGGAAGGUGUGAAGUUUAUGUACCGAUGUACAACCGGGAUGGUUGAUAAGAAUGCCAAUGGUUGCAUUAUGGCAGAUGGUAUGGGAUUGGGUAAAACGCUCCAAUGUAUCACCUUGAUGUGGACAUUGAUCAAGCAAGCCCCGGAAGCCGGCAAAACGACAAUUCAAAAGUGCGUGAUCGCCUGUCCGUCAAGUUUAGUUGGCAACUGGGCGAAUGAACUAGGAAAAUGGCUUGGAAAGGAUGCGACUACUCCCUUUGCAAUCGAUGGAAAAGCCUCCAAGGCCGAACUCACUCUUCAGAUCAAGCAGUGGGCAAUCGCAUCGGGUCGCGGAAUUGUUCGACCCAUCCUCAUUGUAUCAUACGAAACUCUCCGCAUGUAUGUGGACGCCUUGAAAGACACGCCGAUUGGACUUCUGCUAUGUGACGAAGGUCAUCGACUCAAGAAUAAGGAUAGCUUGACAUGGACAGCCUUGAAUAGCCUUAACGUGAACCGUCGAGUUAUUCUUUCCGGAACACCCAUUCAGAACGAUUUAUCGGAGUACUUUGCUCUUCUUCACUUUGCUAAUCCCAAUCUACUGGGAUCUCAAGCCGAAUUUCGCAAGAGAUUUGAAUUACCCAUUCUGCGUGGCCGGGAUGCUGCAGGUACUGAAGAAGCUCGAAAAUUAGGCGAUGAACGUCUCACGGAACUAUCUGGUAUUGUGAACAAGUUCAUUAUUCGCCGAAGUAACGAGCUCCUAUCAAAGUACCUGCCUCUCAAAUAUGAGCACGUUGUCUUCUGCAAUAUGGCUCCGUUCCAGUUGGACCUAUACAAUCAUUUCAUCCAGAGUCCGGAGAUUCGGAGUCUACUUCGAGGAAAAGGCAGUCAGCCAUUGAAGGCCAUUGGUAUCUUGAAGAAGCUUUGUAACCAUCCAGACCUUUUGGACCUUGCAAAAGACCUUCCAGGGUGUGAGCACACAUAUCCCGAGGAUUUCACUGCACCGGAGUAUCGAGGUCGCGACAGGGAUGUGCGGAGCUGGUACUCCGGAAAGAUGAUGGUACUUGAUCGCAUGCUUGCUCGCAUCCGUCAAGAUACCAACGACAAGAUCGUUCUUAUCAGCAACUACACCCAGACUCUGGAUUUGUUUGAGCGACUUUGCCGGUCGCGCAAUUACGGGAAUCUACGACUGGAUGGUACAAUGAACAUCAAGAAGCGACAAAAGCUGGUCGACAAGUUCAAUGACCCCGAUGGCCCUGAAUUUGUGUUUCUCCUUAGUAGUAAGGCUGGUGGAUGCGGUCUGAACUUGAUUGGUGCAAAUCGACUCGUUUUGUUCGACCCUGACUGGAACCCUGCUGCCGAUCAACAAGCGUUGGCCCGUGUAUGGCGUGACGGACAAAAGAAAGACUGUUUCGUUUAUCGCUUUAUUGCAACUGGAUCUAUCGAGGAGAAGAUCUUCCAGCGUCAGUCACACAAGCAAUCUCUUUCGUCUUGUGUCGUGGACUCGGCGGAGGAUGUUGAGCGCCAUUUCUCCUUGGAGUCGCUGCGAGAACUUUUCCAAUUCAAGCCUGAGACUCGUAGUGAUACACACGAUACAUUCAAGUGCAAGCGAUGCCGACCGGAUGGAACACAAUUUGUAAAGGCUCCGGCUAUGCUUUAUGGCGACACAAGCUCAUGGAAUCAUUUGGUCAAUACUGGAGAGCAGGGACCGUUGGGCCAGAUCCAGGACUUGCUCAUGCGGCAGGAGGCCGGAGAACGUGAUGUCUCUGCUAUAUUCCAGUAUAUCAGCCACUGA